CUGUAUCCAGUCCGUUAUCUAGCCCGUUGCACUUUAAAAGAAGCGUCACUAUCCACUUAUCGCAGUAGUUUACGUUGAGAUUCGUACGAUCGUGCCCGCAAACAGAAUCGCAUUCGGAAUGGCACGGCACGCCUUGUACAUAGCGCUCGCAGUUGCUGCCCUGUACCAUACACCGGGAGUGUACGGGGCCGACCUAAACGCUUUGUGUGCAAACGUUCCGUUCGGUACCUUCCCACAUCCAACCGAUUGCCGACAGUACGUGAUGUGCGUCCUUUCUACGCCCGUUGUGUUGGCCUGCCCUGGAGGAUACGUUUUCCACCCGGAGGUGCAAUUUUGUGUGCAGGAGUCACAGUAUCGGUGUGAUACGGACGCACCAACUGCAACUACCACACCCGAACCAACCAGCACCACAACGGAACCGGACUGUGAACGACGUCCAACGUGGGAGUCUUUCUUCUGUGACGAUGUGCGGAGAAUGCUGGUGACGAACCCCAUGAACUGUACGCAAUACAUCCACUGCCAAUCGCAACCACCGAGCAAUCGUCGCUGCCCGGAAGGAACUGUUUUCAACGAUCUGUACCAGGACUGUCUACCUGGAGACUCCAACUCUUGCGCGUUGAAGAGCGUCGGUCAGGACUUUUGUGCUAAUCGAACGGAUGGCAGCUACGCACAUCCCUACCAGUGUAAUCGAUUCGUGUCCUGCGUGCGGCAACAGAUGCGGCUGGAAUCGUGUCCACCAUUUUUCGUGUUCGAUGCAGCGAAAGUACAUUGCGUGAAGGGGAGCGUUCUUACCUGCUCGAGUCUGUUGAAACAGCGAUAAGGAGCGUGUCCGAGGGGUACUUUAAAUAAAAUUGCACGAGCCAAAACGCAUGCGCCUGCAUCUCACUUGUUUUAUCGGGUAUUGGUGAAGCCACUUCACGCAAAUGGGUUCAGGUAGCGAAAUGUGAGGUUCAAGUUUAAAUAGAAGCAACAGUUACAUGGUGCUGAUCAGUUGACUGUUUUGCUUCCAAAAUGAAGAUUGUGUGCAGUGUCGUGCUGUUUGUGACAUUUUGUGUCACCACGAUCAACAGCCAGACAGUGGCCUGUGUGGAAGAGAACGAACUUACAGCAAAUCCUUCUAAUUGCAAUCAAUACUAUCGGUGUCUAAGCCGUGAACGGAUACUGUUCAGCUGUACUGCGGGAAAAGUGUUCAAUCCGAUCACUAAAAGGUGUGUUACAUCCGACACUUACUCGUGUAACGAGCAACAACCCGAGACAACGACAGUAGCUGCUUCGCAACAGUGUCAACUGAACCGAAAUGGAGUAGUGGCUCACCCAUCCGAUUGCGACAAGUACGUGGUGUGUGAGGAAGGCAUCGCGAAGACGCACACCUGCCCACAGGGGGAACAGUUUUCCUGGAGAAAGCUAGCGUGUGGAGCUAGCUAUUCUUGUGAAGACUAUUACAAUCACGCCACCAGCUCCUUGGAAGCGGUUGCAUGCUCCAGACAGUCUUUGCAUCGAGCGGAACAUCCUUAUGAAGUUGGCAUGUACAUCGAUUGUCAAGCGUUGGAAGUCCGGAGCUGUGACGAAGGUUCGAUCUUUCGCUGGAACUAUCAACGCUGCCUACCGGGUGCGGUGUCGACGAACGAACUGAAGACGGCCGACGCUAAUUGUGGCGCCUUCGGCAAGAGCCCCCAUCCUUAUCUGUGCGAGAAGUUCUUCAAGUGUUUCUUCUGGAUAUCGGGCCUACAGUCGUGCCCGUUGGGAACGAUUUACAGUGCGGCGCAGGAGGAGUGCAUUGAGGGUGACUUCCAGACAUGCACUUUUGCACACAAUUAACUCUUAGUUUGGAGGAAAUAAUAAACACAUACACACGUGUACCGUAACAG
This is a messenger RNA of Anopheles stephensi (Asian malaria mosquito), 1868 nucleotides long. Its product is annotated as peritrophin-44-like. NCBI's taxonomy places the organism in Eukaryota, Metazoa, Arthropoda, Insecta, Diptera, Culicidae. Gene Ontology annotation, molecular function: chitin binding. Gene Ontology annotation, cellular component: extracellular region. The record is from RefSeq and is a predicted model, not a curated record. The transcript has a single exon. Bases 119 to 820 code for a protein of 233 amino acids.